Molecule: messenger RNA, 1596 nt
Organism: Tachysurus fulvidraco (yellow catfish)
Lineage: Eukaryota; Metazoa; Chordata; Actinopteri; Siluriformes; Bagridae
Exons: 2
Coding region: 192-1349 (385 amino acids)
Source: RefSeq, a predicted model, not a curated record
CAUGCAGGACAUGCAGGCCAUCCAAAGUGUAUAAAUGCACAUGGAGCCUCAGUGGCUGCAGCUCUUCAGCACAGCUUGGCUUCACUGGACCACCGAAGCGGACACCUCUUUACAUUACUCUGUAUGACUAAAGAACAUUUGCCUCCGUUACAGAUUAAGACAGAAUCCUCUUUCAUCACCUGACGUUCAAUAUGAGUUUUGUGCCAGAAUGGAUUAUGGAGAACAGCAAGAGAGAGAUCCUAGGCCAAGGCUGUGAGAUCCUUGCAGCCACAGUAGGCCAGUUCAAUCCCAUCCUGGAGGCAGUAUUUAAGUUCUCCGCUAUGCUCUUUAGCAACCCAGAGAGCAAAGAGGCUAAGUAUCUUGCCGAGCAGUUUGUGAAGGUCAACCAGAAGCUGGAAAACAUCCAGGGUGAUAUUCAAAAAACAGAGCUGGCAAUAAAGCAAUCACUUAUGAACAUCCAGUACUUCAACCUCCAAGCAAACAUAAAUAGUCAGUAUGAAUAUUUUAAACAUAUUUUCACACCCAAAUCUAAUAAGAAGUUGAAGCGAGAUGAGUUCCUCAAGUUCUUUGAGAAAUUUGAGGGAGAAAAGAACCUUGAAUGCUUAUAUAAUGCUAUCAUGAUAGAGAACACCUCUGGACAGACAAUGCUGGACAUUAUAGUGGAAACUGAGCAGCGGAGCAGGAGGGCAGUGGAGGAAUUCUGUGCUAGCCUGAAGAAGCUGUUUGGGGUUGGGAUCAUCUCACUGAUGGGCUACGCUGCACUAAAGGAAGAUACUGUGGAUGACAAAAUGGGGAAGAAAUGGCUUGCCCGCAUGGAGGAUGUGGAGAAGCGCAUGAAGGCAGCAGUGGAUGAGUGUGUGAACAACUUUGCUGAGCAAGCCAAGUCUGAUAUAGAUAAGAUGCUCAAGGGGAAGCAGAGCAGUGUCGACCCUGAGUUUACUAAAUUCCUACUGGAGGCUCUUGUGGAGAAGUAUUACUGGGUCUCCUGGUCAGUCCGGGUGUUUAACGCUGAUGAUAGCAAACUUGUGAAGUUUCUGUUUGGGAAGAAGCACCAUAUAAAUGGUGGAGUUGACAAUUAUUUUGAAAAUUUGAGUGGUAAUAAAAUAAGGGUGGUGGUGUCUUUCACUGCAGACCCUAAACCACUCGACAAGAACCAGAUAAAGGAUCAAAUAGAGAAAGAGAAAGGUGGUGUGGAGUCUGUGGCUGAGUCACUGAGCCAUAGUUUUCCCAACUGCCUUGUCCAUGCCAUCAAUCGCUGUACGAAAGUGAAGGAAGCCAAUAAUUUUCAGCCUGAGCACCUUUAUUAUAUUCAUCACAAACAAGCACACAUCUGUAUUCACUCUGAAUAAUGGAAAUUAGAUCAAACUAAACAUAUUGAUGUCCAAUCAGAAUCUAAACUCUCCAGGGUUCUAUUAAUUAAUGAGUUCUACAAUUUUUAUGAUAAUAAAGAUUUGAUUAUUUACAAAUGUAUGAUUGUUAUUAGUAAUGAUGAUGUUAUGGCACUUAAUUAAUGAAACAAGACCGAUUAAGACUGAGGGUCAAAGCACUAAGGCUUGAGAUGAUCACUUUUAAUAAAGGCUUGUAAAAAGGAAAAAG